UGCGAGGCUGACACCCAGCCGACUCCUGUGCCGGUCCAUGAGUCUACCACGCAGCCGACUCCUAUGCUGACCUGUGUGGCUCCCACCCAAAUGGAUCCGGUGAAGGUCAACGAGGCUGCCACCCAACAGUCCCCUGUGAAGGUCUGUGAGAGGGCCACCCAGUUGGCUCCAGUGCAGAUCCGUGAGGCUGCCACCCAGUUGGCCCCAGUGCAGGUCCGUGAGUCUGCCACCCAGACGGCUCCUGUGAUAGUCUGUGAGUCUGCCAUCCAGACAGCUCCUGUGAAGGUCUGUGAAGCGGCCACUCAGCCAUCUCCUGUUAAGGUCAGCGAGGCUGCCACCCAGCAGACUCCUGUGAAGGUCAGCGAAGCUGCCACCCAGUUGGCUCCGGUGCAGGUCCAUGAGGCUGCCACCCAACAGUCUCCUGAAAAGGUCUGUGAGGCGGCCACCCAGCCAUCUCCUGUGAUCUGUGAGGCUGCCUUGCAGCAGACUCCCGUGGAGGUCGCUGAUGCUACCCAGUUGGCUCAGUUGAAGGCUGGUGAAGCCUUCUCCCAGCACACUUCAGGAGAGGUCCACCAGGCUGUCAAUGGGCAGUCUCUCUUUGAAGUCUGUGAUGCUGCCACACAGAAGCAUCCUGUAGAUGUCUCUAAGGCCUUGUCCCAGAAGGGUCCUGAGGUUUUUGAGUGCGAGACCCAGAGUUCUUUGGAUGGCAGUUAUGUCAUAAUUCAGCCAAGGGAUGUCUGUGAAUCAUUUAUCAUGUUAUAA
Grammomys surdaster is the source of this 762-nucleotide messenger RNA. Its product is annotated as KH domain-containing protein 3-like. Gene Ontology annotation, cellular component: protein-containing complex; apical cortex. Lineage: Eukaryota; Metazoa; Chordata; Mammalia; Rodentia; Muridae. The record is from RefSeq and is a predicted model, not a curated record. The transcript has a single exon. The annotation marks the transcript as partial.